GCAGAGAGCACAGAGACACACAACACCCCGAGGUCCGCGCGCGAUUGAGUGUCGCGUUGCGGAGCCCGAUGAACGAGGCGUUUUGUACCUAGCCUCACGCUAUGUGGAAAUGAAGCGUAGACCAGCCGCUUGCUUUUCCCAGUCAUCCGCGAUGUCGUUGCGGGGUGCGCUUCUCUCCGCUGGGCUCUGCGGAUUUGUUGCAGGGCUGCGCUUCAACCUUCACGAAGCAGCCACUCAGACUGCGGUGCAAGAGGAAAAGACGGUCGAGGACAUUCUGAACUCGCUACUGGACGUGAAAGAAGCCAGUACUAAGGAUUUUUGACUCCCAGAAUUUGAAUUCUGCACAUCGAUCAAACCUGCUUGCGAUUACUGAUUGUUCUAAAUUUGUUUUUCACUAAGCUGCUAGGUCAGAGAGUCCAAUACAUUCAUUAGCCGACACCAACACCAAGUCCCGAAAUUCGAGGUUUUUCUUUUCACGAGAAGCAGAAAGAGGUCUAUGAGCGGAAGAAGCAACGCUGUGCGAAAAACCUACCUGCUCUGAAAGCCGGCCUUGUCGAAGCGGAAGAAAAACUUGGGUCUGUCAAGUCUCUCAUUCGAGAUUUUCGGAAGCAGCGUAAACACUGGGGCAAAUUUCUGACGAAGCUCAACGAGAAAAUUCAGACGCAGGAACGGAGAAUCAAGCAACAGAAGCGGAAUAAUGAAGCUAAGCUGCGAGAGGUGGACGUUGUGGAGAGCGAACAGAAGACCUCCAUGUCGGAGCUUUUACGCGCGCAGAGAGUUUUGCGGCGGGGCGGUAUGACAUCUUCGACAGCGACGGGUGAAGCCUCGCAAAUACUCCAGCGGCUGCGGUUCGAGGAUACUUCUCUAUGACACGGACGAAUGAGUAGAUGACGCUUCACAUUAACCAAGUAGAAGUUUCCAUCACUUAGGCCUGCGCCAUUUGCAAUUAUCAGAAGAAUUUUCACCGCAUCUAGCGGAACAACGUUCUUCUUUGGAUUGACUUUGACUUUUCGUGCCUACAAUUAUGUAUUUUCAUUUUUUAGCGAACUGGGUCUGGGAAUAGCAGAGCAAUCAAGUCUAAAAAUAUAUUUGUUAGGAUUUCAUCUCUGACAAGUCUCUUUUCUAAGGAUUCCGCAGAAGGUUGGACAGUAUCUUGCCGAAGCCGAGGCGAACCUGGAUGGGACGCGCGCGCGGAAGAAGAAAAUGUCUGAGGAAGCGAAAGGCGCGCUAGCUCAUGCAACGCAGGUUCAGGAGAACCUUCUGCAGGAAAAGGAUGCAGCCAAGAGCAAGUCCAGCAGUUUGAAGGAACGAAUGGCGAGUGCGCGCGACGACCGCCGACUCGUAGAAAAGGAAUUGAAGGGUCUCCUGAAGAACCUCGAAGGCCAGGAGGUGUUGUGUGGUGUCGUACAGUACGAGUGGGAGCAAUCGCUACGAGCUUUUGGCCAAGAGAUGAAGGACUUCUAUUUCGCUGAGGAAAUGCUGGGUAAAGAUCAUGAAGAACUCAAAAGCUUCCUCGAGGUGCAAGCGGAAGAGGCAAGGAUGAACUUGAUGAAUCAAAAGGUUACUAGUGGAAGUUCUAAACCUAAGGAACAAUCAUCUUCAUCAUCCGCAGUAGAGCCAUAUCCACUUCCACCAUCUGACGACAGUUCGACCGUGAGCGGAUCAUUCGUCGGCGACGCUUCGUGGGACCUUAGCGAUGAAGAUGAGGACGAAGAUGACGCCGACGAGGUUGAUGAGGCCAAGGGUGUCUCCAAAUUGUCUGGAGGGCAAUCAAAUAGUAUAAGUACUAUUGGCUCUUCGUCUGCCGCGACACAACUCACUUCACAAGAAAAUGCUGUACAACCUGCGCCAACUACUAGCAACCACAUCGCGGAACAGAUGAAAGACUCGACCUCGCCUCGGGCAGGUACAGCCAGCCAGUCCGUACUACCUUGGGUUCAGGGCAACGCGCCUGAUUCUUCGACACAGGAGUUCUUCAGUACACACGCUGUCAUGCCGUGGCUGCUGCGCGGAGAUGUGACACCGUUGCCGAAGACGCGAGCUGUAUCGCCGGUCGCCGGGAAGGACCACAAAGCUGCUCUAGUGGAUCAGGAAGAUUUGUCGCAUGGUCAAUCGAGUACUUCACCCUCAACACGACAGUCUGCGGACUCGCAAGCAACUACAAUGCAGGACGCCAAUUCCGCUGGUCUGCUUUUGACUGGAAACGCUCUAAUGGACCGGGCAUUUGAUAUCAUCGAUGGCGUUGUCAAUGGCCCCCUGGACAAACCUAUUUUCGGGAGCACGGCCAUCCCCUACACGGCUGUAGGGAAUCAACAACAACAUGCUGAUGCGGAUACAAGAGCUUCUCAGGCAUCUACUUCGGUAGAUCGCAGUAACGUCAACACUGCGUCUACAACUACAGUAUCGUUUCUGCAGGUUGGAACCGCUGCUGUCAAAGUGGAUAAUCUUGGAGCCAAACGGCAGACACGAACGUCAGUUCGCGAUCUGGCCACAGCUGCACUGGGUGCGCUUUCAUCAUGGUCCGCUUCUUCCGCCUCCUUGCUGAGCAUCGCAGAACAAGAACGCAGUGUCGUUGACCGCGAAGUGGCAGCGCUUAUGGCUGACGUGCCUUCGCCCGACCAAGAGCGAGAUGCAAUGCGCAAGCAGAUCGAAGCUCAAGAAAAGACGGACGCUUCACUUCUCCAGUUACCAUCGGAUGGCGCCGAAGAAGCCACUAGUCAUGCUACUCUGAGCGGCGAGUUUCGUGCUGCUGUAGAUGUGUCUACUUCUACGCAUAUCAAUGAUGUAGAUGAAGUCAAAACUCUUGGCACCACGACGGGUAGCAAGGAUAACAAGAAAACAUUAACUUCUGUUCCUGCAUCCGGUCUAAACGAGGAUGAUGUGACACUUCUUCAGCUUUCACGCGCUGCGGAUAGUUUGGGACUACUGCAGAUGGCGUUGAAAGCUGGUCCCCUGGAUAAGGUGAAGCGUAUGAUUUCGGACAUGAUCACGCGUGUUCAAAGCGAUAUGGCAGCGGCGAAGGGUAAGCGCGAGAUGUGUGCGAGCGAAGAUGGCAAGAACCGAGAGCAACGUCAAAAACUGAACCACCAACUGCGCUCCAUCGAUGAGCAGAUGGCUCUGGUCGAUGAAACUCUAGGAACCAAUGCGAAAGAGCAGGAGCACAACCGGGAGCGCGGCCUUGCUGCUGACAAAGCGGCCCAAGAAGCGACCGGAGAACGGGAUGUGGACAAAAAACUAGCGACUGAAUUGCUGCAGAGUGGUCGCAAACAUCUAGCGAAGCUCGACACGCUUGUCGCGGAUCUGCGCGGAAUCUACGAACGUGAACUGGACAAAGUCAACCUCGCAAAGGAAGUUCGUGACGCUGACGACAGCUUGCGAGAAAACUACAUUGCGCGUGAGCGUGUUGCGGACGUCGGCUUGCUUUCGUCUUCUGGAAUUGUUUCGUCUACCUCUUCUACAACUUCUAGGGAGGAUGCAAACGUCGACAAUGCGCGUCUGCGAGAGGAACCGGUGGUGCUGCGGUCGGGACAGGUCAGCAGUGCCGAACCGAAUGCCGUAGUCUCCAACUCGAACGCCCGCAGCGCGUUUGUUGAACAAGUGCCUGUGGCUUCGAGCGCAUCCACUGAAAAACGUGCAGGUCCUUCGCCAACCGAGUCAAUGGAGAAAGCAAGUGGAGCAUCGGGACGGCCUGGUGCCACAAAGAACGAGGUUGCACCCGUGCGUCCUUCGACACUGGCCUCCGCUGUUCAGCAAUCGGAAAUAGAGGGCAUUCGGCCACUGUCUGUGCCGACCAUUCCGCAUCUCAGUCCCCUGGCGCGAUCGCUGCCGGAACCUCGCCUAAGUACCCGCGAUCUGUCUGCAUUUACCGACCUCGACGCACAGAAACUUCUGGACGUGUCAGGAAAGUUGUUACAGUUUUCCUCUUUUCUCGAGGUUGCAAGCGGGACCAGCAAUAGUCCUAAAACUGCUCAAGCUGAGUCCUUGGCAAGAACAUCUCAGACAUCUGGCCCUAUGUUGCAAGCGACCUCAGUUCAUUCGGAUACAAGAAUACAUCCUGGCACACUUGUUGAUGCACGGGCGCGCGAACUGAGGCAGCGUGUGGACACUGCGGUUGAGACCGAGGAAAACGAGCUCGACAAUGCGACAUCAAGUCUCCUGCAUGGUUCUUCUAGUGUUUCUACAGCGGCCGAGGUCCAAAGCGCCCUGUCCUCCUUUGUUCUCACUCGCAGGGCGGGCGAGCCUAGCGUAGCUCCAAUCACACUCGACAGCUGGCGCCGCGCGCUCGAUCUAGUACAGAAAGUAGCCGAAAAUGAGAUGCUGAAGCUGUUCGUGGUACGUGGUGCCGACGUGCGGGAUCGGUCACUCCACGAAAAAUUCCUCACAGAAAUGCAACUACUCAAAGCCGAUGCGGAAAAAAGUAAUGCUUUUCUCCUCCAGCGAAUGCAGAAACAGAAGACACUGCUCGGCAAUUUAAACACCGACAGAAGCGAAAAGUUGAAUUAUGACCCUCGUCAGUCCAAUUAUAGGAGCUCAAGAAUAACUUUCUGCCUUUUUUCUUCAAGGAAAAUGAUCAUCGCUUUCACUACUUAAUACCCAAGCGAUAUGGUAAGUAGUACUAGAAGUAGCUCUCCGUCUCCUCAUGCUUUUAGCAAUACUAUGGAGGGAGUAUGAAAGUCAAAGUUCUUCUUUUUCGCAAGAAUCCUCUAAGGAUAGGAGUUGGACUACGUGGAGAAAUACGCGCAGGAGCUUGCGAGCACAUGUGCUGGUCCGACGGCUGAGGAUGCUCGGGCUCGACGACAAAAGGAGGUCAAUGGUCUAAAGGAUGCUUUGACCAUCCUGACUGGAGAGGAGGCCUAGGAGGUCCUCUACGACUCCUUAUGCGAUCGAAAAUAGAUCCUGAUGAAAAUGCAAAUAGUGAAGUUGAAGAGUAUUGAAUAGAGGAUCGUGAUCGCGACAUUAUUUUUUUCCAAAAUAUUUGAAUUGUAAUCAAGUUGUUGAUAGAUGCAGAGACAUCGUUGUUGCAGAAAAUGAGAAAUCGCAGUGCAUAGUAGAUCCCAAUACCUCGUCGAGCUGCGCAUCGUG
Amoebophrya sp. A25 is the source of this 5082-nucleotide messenger RNA. NCBI's taxonomy places the organism in Eukaryota, Dinophyceae, Syndiniales, Amoebophryaceae. The record is from the annotation of a GenBank genome assembly.